Molecule: messenger RNA, 2832 nt
Organism: Hydractinia symbiolongicarpus
Lineage: Eukaryota; Metazoa; Cnidaria; Hydrozoa; Anthoathecata; Hydractiniidae
Product: myosin-9-like
Exons: 2
Coding region: 1-2832 (943 amino acids)
Source: RefSeq, a predicted model, not a curated record
AUGGCGCCUGGCAAUAUUCAUCCAAUCAAAUACUUACUUUGUCAAGAAGAUUUAGACAAGUACUUGAAAUAUUUGAGCGGAAAGAAGAAAAGAAGAAAAUAUUUCAGAAUGUAUAGCAAAUAUAGAGAUAUAUCUGCAAACGUGAAGAACCUACGAACAUGUGGUGCUUGUUAUGAGCGUCCCAUUUUCUUUUGCGAUGACGAUUUUAGAAUACAUGAGAGGAAUUGUCAUCGCUCAUAUCAAGAAGAGGAAAAAGAAGAUUUAAUAGCUAUUAAAUCACAAUUGUCGCUUUUAACCAGUCUUUUGAGCAGACAAAGCAACAUACAUUACCCAGUCUGUAAAGAGAGUAAGGAAGAAAGGCGGAAAGACGUUGAAGAAGAAAUUAUCUGCAUAAAGAGACGAAUGGUUGGAUUAGAAAGUGAAGUAGAUGCUUUGAAGAAAACUUGCAUGUGUAAAUGUUUACUACAAGUUGUAGAAGGUAUGUGUUCAUCUUGCGUAAAACUGGAGAAGACACAAAAUGUUGUGAACGAAAGUCAAAAUGCAGGAGUUUUCAAAGAAGUGGAGGAGUUUAAGUUGAGGAACAAGUUGCUGCAAAAUGAAUUGGAAAACAAAACAAAGGAAUUCAAUCAGAUGAAAGAACAAAGAUCUAAUGACAAGAAAAAGUUGCGAAAAAUGAAAGAUUUGUUUGAUGCAAAACAUAAGAAGAUGGAAAAGAUGGAAGAAGAGUUAAAUGCUGCUCAAAAAGAUAAGAUAGAAAUGACAAAUUGCGUUGAAAGUGUGAAACAAAAAAAUCUUCGCAUCAAAGGUCAAUUGAAUACUGAACGACAAAGAAGACAAAGCUGUUCUCUAGAUGAAGCAAAUGAUCAAAAGGAAAAGUUGCUAAAAGUUGAGGGUGUUUGUAAAUCUCUACAAGAAGAGGUAAGGAAGUUAAAUGAUGAAAAAAUGGAGUAUGUAGCAGAAGUUGAACGAUUUAAAUCUCUUCUUCGUGACAAGGAAGCUUCAAUGAAGCAGUUGCAAAGCGAUGCUGACAAUCUUACUGCAACAAAGAAAGAAAAAGAAGAGUAUGAGAUGGAAAUAAAGAAAGUCAAUGCAUUACUUGUUAAAAAGUUCGAUGCUUUUAAAAAGUUGAAAGUGCGUUGUGAAGAGCUUGAAAGGAUUAUCGAAAAUAAAGAGCGAAGUGAAGAAGAACUUAAGUUAAUGAAAAUUCUUCUUGCCGAAAAAGAUGGAUUGGUGAAAGAACUGCAAGAUUACGUAAAAGAGAAAGAACAGCAGGUCCAACAAGAAAUCAAAUUGCAAAAACAAAGAGAUUGUGAAGUUUCUACCCUUCUGAAAAGGGUUCAAGAUUAUGAAAAUGCUGUGGUAGAGUUAAAAGCAAAAAUCGACGAGUUGGUAAAACAGCUAGACGACAACAACAACCAAAAGAAUUUGAUUUCCUUUAGCCUUGCAGAAAAGAAGAAUGAUUUAGAGGAGCUUCGUGAUCGAUUAAGAUGUUUUGAAGAACAGCAUAAAACAUCGAUGUCUAUGAUCCAAAAGUUGAGUGAAGAAAAGCGUCAUAUUUCCGACGACUUGACAGAAAUUGAAGAUGAAAACAAAAAAUUGUUUAAUAGCAAAGCAGAUCUUCAACUGAAACUUGACGAGCUGAAUGAUAAACUCCAGGAUGCAGUUCAGGAUAAGAUGAAGACAGAGGAAAAGUUGAAAAGAAUGGAUGAACUCGAACAAGAACUGUUUGAAGUUAACAAAGGCAACAAACUUUUACAAGCACAUAAAGAGGAGUUAAUGACAGAGUUAACUCAAAUGACAGAUAAAAUAAAGCACCAAGCUGAGAGAUAUGAAUGGAGAUUGAAUGUAGCCGACAAGAAUGUCGAUGAGCUGGAAAAAGAGCUUGCUGAUGUAAAAUGGAGUUUAAAAAAAGCUGACAGAGAAAUCAAAGAUUUAAAAUUGGAACAUCGAGACAUGCUAAGUGCGGCUGAGCAAGUAGAGAAGUUGAACAAAGAAUUUACGUUGGAGGAGGAACAGUUCGAAGAGAUGUCGAAGAAAUUAGAAGAGAAAAGUCAAAUAGUGAAAGAGAUAGAAGAGAAGAAUGAAGAAUAUGUUAACACCAACGAGAAGUUGAAAAAAGAGGUUUUGGAAAAAUACAAAUGUCUUGAGAUUGCCAACAAGAAAGUUAUUGAUCUAGAAAUCGAUUUAGAAAAAGUUAAAAAUGACUGCACAAAGAAAAGCGAAAUGACGAAGCAGCUUACAACAGAAUUGCAAGAAAAAGAAAAAGUGUCUGCAAACCUCGAAAAAAAGACGUUGCUGCUACAGGAAUCAGAAGCAGAACUUGAAAAGGCUGAAGAAAAUAUCACCACCUUAAGCAAGCAGCUUUCUGAUUUGCAAGAAGAAUUGGAUAAAGCUCAAAGAGAUUUUUCAAAAGCAAGCACUGAAUGCGAGAGUGAGGAGCUUGAUAAGUUGAAACAACAGAACGAAAUUUGUGAGUUGAAAAAGCUUGAGUUGGUUCAAAACAAAAAGGACUUGGAAGAAGAGUUAUCUCAUCUUAAAGAAGCGCAUUCAUUAUGCGAUGGCCAUAAAAGAAGAUUAGAGAAGGAUAAGGAUAACAUACACAAGAAGCUUCACUCAGUUGAAACUGAACUGAAUGCAACUCUGCAUGAUUUUGAAAAGACCAAACACGAUUUAAAGACAUUGCAAAUUGAAGUAACACGCUAUGAAAAUCUUGUUAAGAACUACAAAGAAGAAAAGAAUGAAGCCAAGAGUUUAAGAAAAAAAGUAAAAGAAUUAGAAGCAAAGGUAUUCGAACUUAACGCUACCUGUGAAAUGGAUGUCUCAGAGAGGUAA